AUGUAUAAAAUAUUAUUUAUUUUUUUUUCAUUAAUUAUUUUAGUAAAUUGUCAAUCAACAUGUAGAUUUGCACCAACAUAUACUUUAAAUGAUAUUUUAUAUAAUAAUAAUCAAUCAUUUAUAAAUGAUAUUAUUUAUUGGGAAGGAAAUUUUCAUCAAGAUGGAGCAGGUAUUAAUUUUGCAUGUGGAUAUACAUAUGAUGGUCAUGCAUUAAAUUAUACAACUGGUGAAUUAGCAAAUCCAUUACAUAAUUUUAGUGCACCAUCAAAAGAAUCUAUUCAUUUAGGUCUAUUAGCAAGAUCACUUUAUGAAUUUAUUAAUGUCAACGAACAAGAUUACCAAGCUAUUAAUUUCUUUCAUCAAAAUGUAGAACGUACACCAAUUGAAAAGAGUUUAAUAAAGCCAUCUGGAAAUUCAAACUUUGAUAAUGUUAUCACCAUUUUAUAUAGAAAGAUUCAAACUUAUGAAAAUUUCAAUAAAAACUUCCCAGGUUAUGGUGGAUUUCAUCCAUGGGUGUCAGUAACUGAUUCUGGUAUAUCGCCAAUUGAAGGAUAUUGGACCGGACGUGUUCCUGGUUUAGAUAAUGGUGAAAUGAUUUGGUCACUCUAUGCAACUUUUAAUUUAUUAACAAGUGAAUCAUACUAUCAAACCAACUAUCCAGAUUUAGGUUCAAGAUACCAAAACUAUUUCCAAUUACUUAUCGACAAUGCAAUGAUGAUGUUUUACAAUACAAGUAUAAAUUAUAUUAGUUCCGUGACUUCAAUUAAAGAUAUCUAUGCCCAACCAACACCAUCCAACUAUCAAAACGAUGGAGGAUAUCUCGAUGAUCCUUAUGAAGGUGAAACUUUAGCAGUAUUUAUGGACCUUUUCUGUCAAUGGGAAAAUGAAGAUCAACGUGAACAAAUGUGGAUCAAUAAAAGAGGUCUUUUAAAAUCAAUCGAAUUUUCAACACCAAAAGGUAACAUUACAGUUCAAAAAGGUUGGUGGUUUAGCUCACACGAACAAUGGAAAUACCUUUUAUUACCAUAUGACAAGGUUGAAAUUAAUAGACGUGUGUUUUUAAAUGGUGAAAGAGCCAGAACUUGGUUCUCAUUUAUAAACUCUUAUCCAGGUCUAUUUGCAUCGGUCACCAAUGUAUCUGAACCAAAUUCAAGUCCAAACUAUGUUAGUGCCACUGGUAUUCAAGAGAUUGCAUUUGAACAAGUAUUAACAAAUUCAUUAAUUACACCAUAUGGUUCAUUCCCACUAUUUUUAACCAACGAACCAUCAUUAGGUCUUAGUUGGUAUUAUACAAUGCUCAAAGGCAAUGCAAUGCAAAAUCCAUAUGGAUCAACCGAAUCAACAAAUAUUGAAGGCGAUGAAAUAAGUCCAGUUAUAACUUGGGAUAGUAAAAUCACCACAGUACUCUCAAUGUUGGGUGGUGUAAGCGAAAUUAACUACAACUAUUUACAAUUAAACUCUAAUUUCUCUCGUUUCUAUGAUAUUAUUAAUAGAGAAUGGUCUUUAGCUUUUCCACAAUUAAAUGGUGAAUCAUUACCAUUCAUGUAUCCAAAUAAUGAAAUUCCAACCAAUGACAAAUUAAAAGAUUUCACAAGUUGUCAAUAA
Molecule: messenger RNA, 1605 nt
Organism: Dictyostelium purpureum
Lineage: Eukaryota; Evosea; Eumycetozoa; Dictyosteliales; Dictyosteliaceae
Exons: 2
Coding region: 1-1605 (534 amino acids)
Source: RefSeq, a predicted model, not a curated record